Molecule: messenger RNA, 2284 nt
Organism: Sceloporus undulatus (fence lizard)
Lineage: Eukaryota; Metazoa; Chordata; Lepidosauria; Squamata; Phrynosomatidae
Product: protein ATP6V1FNB-like
Exons: 2
Coding region: 80-640 (186 amino acids)
Source: RefSeq, a predicted model, not a curated record
CCAGAAACAAGCAGAGUUCACAUAUACCAGGCACACACACACUAGUCACUACACUGGCUCUAGCCAUCCUUCUGAGGCCAUGAGAAGACUGCUAACCACACAGGAGCAGGAUGGAUGGAGGGAACUGGUUAACAAGGAGGCCUUCUGCAGAGUCAGCUGGAAGGUCAAGUAUGGGUCCAAAUACCCCCGGCAGGUGCCUAACUAUGGGAUUUCUCAGAAAAAGAGCUUCUUGCCUGCUAUCCGCCCUCCAGAUGAUGGUGGGAAUUCUUCUCCCUGUGAAGAAAUAACUGUGCAAAAGAAUGAAGGAAAGAAGCCACCAGAAAGAGAAGAUGAUGCCAGCCUUCAGGAGCCUCUGCCCGAGAUGAGGCCCCCAACGGCAGAGACAGUGCAACUGCUGUACCAGGGCUUCUCCCAUGAGGGCAAGGGGAGGCAACACUACCUCAAAGAGAGGAAGAGGAAGAGCCCUGAGGAAAAGUUUUAUUACCCCAUCCUGUCAUCCUGGGACUAUGGUUGGCGCUUAGGAGAUGCUGUUAAAGACAUCAGAACUCCAAUUUAUGGCAAAUCCCGAAUUGUAAAGGAUACUUUCUACUUCAAAAAUGGAAUUUUCUAUCAUCCUUCAAAAACUGACAAGCUGUCAUGAAUAUUAAUACUGGUUGAAAUGUGGAAAUAAUUCUACAGUUCUGCCUUGACAUGAAUAUUUGUUCUGGUAUUGGAUCAUGCAGACUCUUUGAUUUGGCCGUAGAUUUAGAACAGAGUAGAGUAGACCCAUGAAAAUGAAGAGGGUGUUUGUUAUUUCAAUAGGUCUCCUCUAUGCAUGACUAAUUUGGUGUCAACCUCAUAAUUAACUUUCAGAUUUAAAGGUUGCUGCUGUCUUAUUGUCUUUUUAAUACACAAUAGCCAAAUUCCUGCAUCCUAGACUGUAAUGCAAUGAUGAUGGAGCUACAUUGUUCAUACAAUAUGGAUCCCUGUAAAAGAACUGUGAUGAUGCACAGGAGGCCACCAUACAAGGUGUCCUGUUAUACAACAUCUGCUCCUACCACAUAAGGGAACAAUCACACAAGAUUAUUGCUCAAUGGGGGCCAUUUUUAUUUAUUUAUUUAUUUCAGUUCUAUUCUUCCUUUCUCCUAAAAAGGGACCCAAAGCAGCUCACAAGACAAAAACAUCAAAACAUCACAAUAAAAAUUUAAAAACAAAUCUAGUUAAAAUAGUAUAAAAUUACUACAAAAACAUACAAAAAUUAAAUACAUAACUAAAACACACACACCAUAUAAAAAACCACUCAGUCCUGAAUACAUGUUAAAAAGUCUGCUUAAAUAAAAAUGUUUUUGCUUGCCGACGAAAGGCAAGGAGUGAGGGGACCAACCUAGCCUUCCAUGGAAGGGAGUUCCAAAGCUCUCUCUUGUGUCCUCACCAAGCAAGCCUGUUAUGGUAGUGGUACUGGGAGAAAGCCUUCUCCUGAAGAUCCUAGGGCUCUAGCAGGUUUGUAUGGGGAGAUGCGGUCUCUCAGUCACAGAACAAGGUACUGUGAAUUCUUGGCUGUAGUCAUUGUUGACUACACUCCCACGACUGCUGCGCUGCUGAAGUUGGGCAGAAAACUGCAACCAAAUUUGGGCAGCAGACCAGAAAUACUAAAUUAUGAUGGUUUCCCACCCAAAUUUUGGUGGGAAAUGGUAGAAAACCAAACAAACCCCAAACAUCAACAUGGGUGUUUCCUGCUUUUUAAAAAGGAGAAUUCCUGGUUUCCUGACAAGGUUCAAGAGCAUGGUUUUGGGAGACUACGGGCAGUAAAAGGGCCUUGAGGGCCAUAUGUUUUGUCCAUCCUAGUUGAGUCUCAAGUCUGCAUAUAUCAUCUGUGUUGCUGGUCUUACAUGCCUUCAGAUCAGGCUUGACUAAUGGUAUGAACAGCCUGCUCAGGUCUGCACACUCAGAGCAGUGACUUCUGUGAUUGUGCCUUCCCCCCUUUAGUGCAGUUGUCCUCUUUUCCUCCUACGUACUUCCAAUUUUAACAAAAGUUAUCAUCUCUUCCAAAUGAGACAUGCCAUCUCAUAUGUUGAAAGUUUAACUGCAUGAGUUUAUUCCAUUUGGCUUCUAGUAAAAACCCAUAUACCAGAUAUGCUCCAACUAUAAGUCAAAGAAUUUAUGCCCAAAAUUGACUCUAAAAUCUGAGCUCGACAUAUAUGGGUCACUACAGUCGCCAUGGGGCCAGAUCAACUGGAGGGCAGUUAACAACAACAAAUAGUAAUACUGCUUAGAAAGGUCCUAAAAAAGCAGCCCCAAUGCACCA